Nilaparvata lugens (brown planthopper) is the source of this 633-nucleotide messenger RNA. RefSeq names its product histone-lysine N-methyltransferase SETMAR-like. NCBI's taxonomy places the organism in Eukaryota, Metazoa, Arthropoda, Insecta, Hemiptera, Delphacidae. Gene Ontology annotation, molecular function: nucleic acid binding. The record is from RefSeq and is a predicted model, not a curated record. The transcript has a single exon. Bases 1 to 633 code for a protein of 210 amino acids.
AUGUUGUCUGAUGACCACAAAACUCGUCGAAUGGCGUCAGCAACUUCUUUUUUGAAACGUUACGAAGCUGAUGGCGAUGAUUAUUUUUUGAACAAAAUCGUGACAGGAGAUGAAACAUGGGUUCUGUACGACACCCCAGAAACGAAACAGCAGUCCCAACAAUGGAUGCAUUCAAACUCUCCAAACAAACCCAAAAAGUUCAGAAAAACUUUCAACGACAGAAAGAUUAUGGCCACCAUAUUUUGGGAUCAAAAAGGUGUUUUGCUUGUAGAGAUUUUAGAGCCAGGGACCACAAUCAAUGCGGAAGGAUACUGCGGUACAUUACAACGUUUGCGAAGAGCUAUUCAGAACAAAAGGAGAGGAAUGCUCAUAUCAGGAGUGGUGCUCAUUCAUGACAACGCCCGUCCUCACAGUGCUGCUGUGACGAAGCGUCUUCUUGACGGGUUUAAAUGUAACGUUUUUGACCAUCCGGCGUAUAGCCCAGACUUAGCACCAAGCGACUAUAACCUUUUCCCGGAACUGAAGAAAAUGCUAGGAGGGCAGAGCUUCCGAACAGACGAUUCGCCGCAAGAUGCUGUGAAGAACCAUCCCAAAUCACUGGCGGCUAACUUCUAUGAACAAGGUAUUAAGUAG